AUGUCACGUACACGUCACUGGAUGUCGAGCCGCACCACUAUCUCUGGAAGCAAACACAGGUCUACGGUGUCAAUCCGUUCUACAUCCCAAGACCUGGAGACACGGGCAGCCGAGGCAGGCAUCGACCUCCGCCACGGCGUCGAUGGGCCUCCUCCGGUAGGGCUGAGUGGCUUCUUGGCUGCACUAGAGCCUAUCAAAGAGCCGACGACCUUACAAAUGUACCCAGGCGUCCAGGUGGAAGAGUGGCUGUAUGAUGACGGGCUGUACCCCGGGCAUCACAAUGUGAAUGCGAAUAUGCUCGAGACUUAUAUCUGUGCAUCUGACGAGAGUAGGAGGCGAGCGGAACAAGAUGAGGAACACCCGCCUCCAGAUGGGUAUUGGAGAAACACACCGCAGUGGUCUUAA
Diaporthe citri is the source of this 405-nucleotide messenger RNA. RefSeq lists its product as uncharacterized. NCBI's taxonomy places the organism in Eukaryota, Fungi, Ascomycota, Sordariomycetes, Diaporthales, Diaporthaceae. The record is from RefSeq and is a predicted model, not a curated record. The transcript has a single exon. Bases 1 to 405 code for a protein of 134 amino acids.